AUGUCAGUUUUACAGACGAGAGGAUACCAUUGGACAGGACGAAGCCAGUUCCGUUCAGCCGCUCCGUCGGGGAAGAGACCUCCACCGGACACCUUUAAGCGGCGAUCUCAGCCCGCAGUGGCGGUGAAGUUUAGAAGCGCCACAAAAUCAAAUCUCUUGGAUCUCCCAUCCGACGCUCGUUAUCCAAGGAUAAAAAUGAGUAGAGGAGAAAACAGUUUUAAACCGAGAAAGAGUGAGCCACUGCUGUUUUUCAACAAGGGCAUGCAGUCUGAGGUGCAGGCAAUGAUGCUUCUCGAAAACGCACCGAAAAGGUCGGGAGUAAUACGUAAGCAAUCUAGAGUCAAAAAACAGCGAAAAUUCUCCAGGACGAUGUAA
This is a messenger RNA of Cooperia oncophora, 375 nucleotides long. NCBI's taxonomy places the organism in Eukaryota, Metazoa, Nematoda, Chromadorea, Rhabditida, Trichostrongylidae. The record is from the annotation of a GenBank genome assembly.